AUGACAACAUUGCAAGAAUAUUUAAACCAAAAAUAUCCUACCAAGGAGGAUAGAGAAAAAGUGAAAGAAAUUGAUGUCUACAAAAUUAAUAAAGUGGAAGGAAGUUGUGCUUUUGACAAAAUACUAGACGGAGGGAAGUUAGAUUUGAGUGAAUAUACUAGACUAGAGAUAAUAAUGAUUUACGGAACAGAG
Scutellospora calospora is the source of this 192-nucleotide messenger RNA. The record is from the annotation of a GenBank genome assembly. Lineage: Eukaryota; Fungi; Glomeromycota; Glomeromycetes; Diversisporales; Gigasporaceae.